This is a messenger RNA of Brassica oleracea var. oleracea, 2430 nucleotides long. RefSeq names its product BRASSINOSTEROID INSENSITIVE 1-associated receptor kinase 1-like. The transcript has 11 exons. The coding region runs from base 403 to 2250 and encodes 615 amino acids. NCBI's taxonomy places the organism in Eukaryota, Viridiplantae, Streptophyta, Magnoliopsida, Brassicales, Brassicaceae. Gene Ontology annotation, biological process: protein phosphorylation. Gene Ontology annotation, molecular function: ATP binding; protein binding; protein kinase activity. The record is from RefSeq and is a predicted model, not a curated record.
UUUUUUUUUUCUUUUUCUCUUUCGCUUCGUUUAUUCUUUUGAGUAUAUUAUCAAUCAUCAUCUUCCUCUCAAUCUGAAUCCUCCCCGGAGAAAAAAAGUAGUCAACGGUCAGCGAUCUCGGAGGAGUUUCGAAUCGGGAAAUACAGCUGAGAUCGAGUUUGGGGGUUUCUCUUCAAAUUAAAAGUCAACGGGUGAAUACGCGUCGAGGGCUCUUUCUUUGACUUUUUGGGGCUUCCUCUUGUGUGUGUGUGUGUGGUAGUAGUAACUAGUAAGCUCAAAUCGAGGAAUCCAGAUCCUUAAUUUGUGGGGUGGGGGGUGUAAAAAGCUUGGAUCUUUCUCUGAUGAGCAUAUUCAAAUGAAAGUCGAAUUCUAGGGUUCGUUUUUUAAUUUAAGAAUCUGUAAAUGGAACGACGAUUGAUGAUAGCUGGAUUCUUUUGGCUGGUUCUGGUUUUCGAUUUGGUUCUCAGAACUUCUGGCAACGCCGAAGGUGAUGCUCUGAGUGCUCUGAAGAACAGUUUAUCCGACCCUAACAAGGUCCUCCAGAGUUGGGACGCUACUCUUGUUACCCCUUGUACUUGGUUUCAUGUUACUUGCAAUAGUGACAACAGUGUCACACGUGUUGAUCUUGGGAAUGCCAAUCUAUCUGGCCAGCUUGUAACGCAGCUUGGUCAGCUCCCAAACUUGCAGUACUUGGAGCUUUAUAGCAAUAACAUUACUGGGCCAAUCCCAGAGCAGCUUGGGAAUUUGACGGAACUUGUGAGCUUGGAUCUUUACUUGAACAAUUUAAGCGGUCCCAUCCCAUCAUCUCUCGGCCGACUGCAGAAACUCCGUUUCUUGCGUCUUAAUAACAAUAGCUUAUCUGGAGAAAUUCCAAGGUCUUUGACUGCUGUCUUGUCGCUGCAAGUUCUGGAUCUCUCAAACACUCGUCUCACUGGAGAUAUUCCUGUUAAUGGCUCCUUUUCACUUUUCACACCCAUCAGUUUUGCCAACACCAAUUUGACUCCCCUUCCCGCUUCUCCGCCUCCUCCCAUCUCUCCUACACCGCCAUCACCUGCAGGGAGUAAUAGAAUUACUGGAGCAAUUGCGGGAGGAGUUGCCGCAGGUGCUGCGCUUCUAUUUGCUGUUCCAGCCAUUGCACUUGCUUUGUGGCGAAGGAAAAAGCCACAGGACCACUUCUUCGAUGUACCAGCUGAAGAGGACCCAGAGGUUCAUUUAGGACAACUCAAGAGGUUUUCAUUACGCGAACUACAAGUUGCUUCGGAUAACUUUAGCAACAGGAACAUAUUGGGUAGAGGUGGUUUUGGCAAAGUUUAUAAAGGACGGUUAGCUGAUGGUACUUUAGUGGCGGUUAAAAGACUGAAAGAAGAGCGCACACAAGGUGGAGAGCUGCAGUUCCAGACCGAGGUUGAGAUGAUCAGUAUGGCUGUUCAUAGGAACUUGCUUCGUCUUCGUGGCUUCUGUAUGACUCCAACUGAAAGAUUGCUUGUUUAUCCCUACAUGGCUAAUGGAAGUGUUGCCUCCUGUUUAAGAGACCGUCCGGAGUCCCAGGCACCACUUGAUUGGCCAAAGAGGCAGCGUAUUGCGUUGGGAUCGGCAAGGGGGCUUGCGUAUUUACAUGAUCAUUGCGACCCUAAGAUCAUUCAUCGAGAUGUGAAAGCUGCUAAUAUAUUGUUGGACGAGGACUUUGAAGCCGUGGUCGGUGAUUUUGGGCUCGCCAAACUCAUGGACUACAAAGACACGCAUGUGACAACAGCAGUGCGUGGUACCAUUGGUCAUAUAGCACCUGAGUAUCUUUCUACGGGGAAAUCAUCAGAGAAAACCGAUGUGUUUGGUUACGGAGUUAUGCUUCUUGAGCUGAUUACUGGACAAAGAGCUUUCGAUCUUGCUCGCCUGGCGAAUGACGAUGAUGUCAUGUUACUAGACUGGGUGAAAGGUUUGUUGAAAGAGAAGAAGUUGGAAGCGCUAGUAGAUGUGGAUCUUCAAGGUAAUUAUAUAGACGAGGAAGUGGAGCAGCUGAUCCAAGUGGCUCUGCUCUGCACUCAGAGCUCACCAAUGGAGAGACCCAAAAUGUCUGAAGUUGUGAGAAUGCUUGAAGGAGAUGGUUUAGCUGAGAGAUGGGAAGAGAGGCAAAAGGAGGAAAUGUUCAGACAAGAUUUCAAUUACCAAAACUAUAACCAACCGAACACUGCCUGGCUCAUAGGAGAUUCCACUUCCCACAUUGAAAACGAUUACCCCUCGGGUCCAAGAUAAGAUUUGUUGUAACACUAAUGCUUGUAUCUGUCCUUGCUUUUCUACUUCUUAUUCUGUAUUUAUUAAGGGUUUUAGUUUCUGCUGCUCCAUAUUAUUGGGUUCUUAAGUGAGUACAUGCAUGAGAAAAAUCAGAGUUGGGGUUUGUAAGUUUUAUAUGAAAAGGGGUUUGAAUGUUCUUGA